GCUGAACAAUAUGAACUUUCGUUUAAAGUGUGGCAAUGUGGUGGCGUUGUCGAAUGGGUACCUUGUUCACAUGUUGCGCAUGCCUAUCGAGGUCCUCGGAGUCAUCCAUCGUAUGUCCCUGGAGCAAGUCCAUAUCAAACCUCAAUAAAUCAUUUACGUGUAGCUCAUGUAUGGAUGGAUGAAUAUGCUGAAUAUUAUUAUAGACGUGAGCCAGCUAUUCGUAAUUUAAAAUUUGGUG
This is a messenger RNA of Adineta ricciae, 238 nucleotides long. Lineage: Eukaryota; Metazoa; Rotifera; Eurotatoria; Adinetida; Adinetidae. The record is from the annotation of a GenBank genome assembly.